AUGGAAAUGGAGACAGAACCGAACCAGGGCACUGAGCGUGUUGGAGAACAAGCUCGCCCAGCAAGUGGUACGGUACAGGUCUGCCGCACCACCAAUGAGCAGCGAACACAUCUACAAAGCAUCCGAGAUGAGCUGAUAGGCUCAUUUAAGGCCGAGUUGCCCCAGACCCGCCUGAGACAUUCCCAUAAAAUCAAGUCGGUAACCUCUAGUCAGUAUCUCAAAUGA
Penicillium alfredii is the source of this 225-nucleotide messenger RNA. RefSeq lists its product as uncharacterized. Lineage: Eukaryota; Fungi; Ascomycota; Eurotiomycetes; Eurotiales; Aspergillaceae. The transcript is spliced from 2 exons. The coding region runs from base 1 to 225 and encodes 74 amino acids. The record is from RefSeq and is a predicted model, not a curated record.